Eurytemora carolleeae is the source of this 422-nucleotide messenger RNA. Its product is annotated as probable pyruvate dehydrogenase E1 component subunit alpha, mitochondrial. The record is from RefSeq and is a predicted model, not a curated record. Gene Ontology annotation, molecular function: oxidoreductase activity, acting on the aldehyde or oxo group of donors, disulfide as acceptor. Lineage: Eukaryota; Metazoa; Arthropoda; Copepoda; Calanoida; Temoridae.
AGAACCCGUGACGAAGUUCAGGAGGUUCGACAGACUCGAGAUCCCAUUACAGGAUUCCGCGACAGAAUCGUCGGGGCCGGCCUCGUCGAGGUGUCCGAGCUGAAGGCUAUCGAGGCCCAGGUUAGGAAGGAUGUCGACGCCGACGUGAAGAAGGUAAAGGCGGAUGGAGAGAUCGGACAGGAGGAGCUUACCUACGAUAUAUAUGAGGAGAAUCUCGGGGGACAGGUUCGAGGGGUGGCUCCUUGGGAUCAUUGGGAUCAUAAGAAGACACAGAAAGCUAUUAAUCUUUAAUCCAUUAUUUACCUUCUCCGUUCCCUCCUUUGCUUUUUGAAAUCGAAAAGUGAAUUUUUCAAAAUUAUUUUCUCCAAUGCAAACACAUCAUUGUAUGAAUUAAAGUCAUGAAAUACAGAUUUGUUUAUUUA